CGGGGCCCCCGGCCCUUCCGGGCCGGGCCGCCCCAGCCCGCGGAGCUGGGCCUGCGCGACGUGGCGCGCAGCGCAGUGGAGCGUGGACUGGGCCCGAGUGUUCUGACGCGCGUUUAAGGAAGGCGAUGGUGUGGGAGGCACUUCCUGCCUCUGACUCCAGCGCGGCGAAUUCUCUGCCCUCUCCUGGCAGACCCGGCAGGACCCAAAGGCACCAGCCAGCAACAUGGCUACCGGAUGUGGGAGGUGUGGACCGGGGUACUCUACCCCUCUGGAGGCCAUGAGAGGGCCCAGGGAGGAGAUUAUCUAUCUGCCUUGUAUUUACCGAAACACUGGCAUUGAGGCCCCGGAUUAUCUAGCCACAGUGGACGUUGACCCGAAGUCUCCCCAGUAUUGCCAGGUCAUCCACCGGCUGCCCAUGCCCAACCUGAAGGACGAGCUGCAUCACUCAGGAUGGAACACGUGCAGCAGCUGCUACGGGGACAGCACCAAGGCCCGCACCAAGCUGGUGCUGCCCUGCCUCAUCUCGUCCCACAUCUAUGUGGUGGAUGUGGGCACUGAGCCCCGUGCCCCGAAGCUGCACAAGGUCAUUGAGGCCAAGGACAUCCAUGACAAAUGUGAACUGAGCUACCUUCACACCAGCCACUGCCUGGCCAGUGGGGAAGUGAUGAUCAGCACCCUGGGAGACCCCAAGGGCAAUGGCAAAGGGGGUUUCGUGCUGCUGGAUGGAGAGACCUUUGAGGUGAAGGGGACUUGGGAGAAACCUGGGGGUGCUGCACCGUUGGGCUAUGACUUCUGGUACCAACCUCGACACAAUGUCAUGAUCAGCACCGAAUGGGCAGCUCCCAAAGUUUUAAGAGAAGGCUUCAACCCCGCUGAUGUAGAGGCUGGACUGUAUGGAAGCCAUUUAUAUGUGUGGGACUGGCAGUGCCGUGAGAUUGUGCAGACCCUGCCUUUACAGGACGGGCUCAUCCCCCUGGAGAUCCGCUUCCUGCACAACCCAGCUGCCGCCCAGGGCUUCGUGGGCUGUGCCCUCAGCUCCAACAUCCAGCGCUUCUUCAAGAAUGAGGGAGGCACUUGGUCAGCAGAGAAGGUUAUACAGGUGCCCCCCAAGAAGGUGAAGGGCUGGAUGCUACCUGAAAUGCCAGGCCUCAUCACUGACAUCCUGCUGUCCCUGGAUGACCGCUUCCUCUACUUCAGCAACUGGCUGCACGGGGACCUGCGGCAAUACGACAUCUCUGACCCACAGAGGCCUCGACUCACAGGACAGCUCUUCCUGGGGGGCAGCAUUGUGAAGGGAGGCCCUGUGCAAGUGCUGGAGGACCAGGAGCUAAAAUCCCAGCCAGAGCCCCUGGUGGUCAAGGGGAAACGGGUGGCUGGAGGCCCUCAGAUGAUCCAGCUUAGCCUAGAUGGGAAGCGUCUCUACGUCACCACGUCGCUGUACAGUGCCUGGGACAAGCAGUUUUACCCUGAUCUUAUCAGGGAAGGCUCCGUGAUGCUGCAGAUUGAUGUAGACACAGUGAAGGGAGGGCUGAAGUUGAACCCCAACUUCUUGGUGGACUUUGGGAAGGAGCCCCUCGGCCCAGCCCUGGCCCAUGAGCUCCGCUACCCUGGGGGCGACUGCAGCUCUGACAUCUGGCUCUGAAGUUCACCCCUCAGAGCCCCACCCCACAUUCUGAGCCCUCUCUUCCCCGGGGACCUGGCUUCUCUCUGCUCUCUCUGGGCCACCACCUUGGCAGCUUGCCCUCCAAAGCCUAACUGAGGUUGAAAUGUAUCGAGCGGUGUUUCCAUGUACCAACCAGUUAUGUGUUGCUCACUGUGCUGUCUUUCCAUGAGAUGUUCAAACUAUUUCACCAAAAAAUAAACUGGUGAACCUACUCCUU
This is a messenger RNA of Miniopterus natalensis, 1880 nucleotides long. RefSeq names its product selenium binding protein 1 (gene SELENBP1). The record is from RefSeq and is a predicted model, not a curated record. Gene Ontology annotation, molecular function: selenium binding. NCBI's taxonomy places the organism in Eukaryota, Metazoa, Chordata, Mammalia, Chiroptera, Miniopteridae.